AUGGAUGGACUGUCGGUUGCGUCUGGGGUCAUCGCUGUGGUAUCACUGGCAGCCCAGGUUGGAAGUGGUAUCAAGAAACUUUGUGACUUUUGGGAUUCGGUGAAGGACUGCCCAAAGGAUGUCCGAACCAUCGCCAAACAGCUGAACAUUAUCUCACACAUCGUCGAUGGCAUUCGUGAAGAAGCUUCUACGUUGCAGGCUCAGUCGAGGGCAUUAUCUCCAACACAUGCGGCAUUAGGUUCAUGUGCUGAGAGCAUCCAGACACUUGAAGAGAUGAUUGUUGAGUCUCAGCGUGGUUUGGUAUCUAGGAAGAAGCGUAGGCGGACAUGGGCUGCAAUCAAAUUUGCGUGGAAUGGAGAUAAAUUAAAAAAGUACCAAGAUGUUCUCAGCCAGAUGAAGUCGACCUUAAUACUAGCAACACAACAUUCGAAGAACCAAUUCCAACAGCAGGGCCUUGCGAAUAUCACUCAAGGAGUAGCUGCGCUCUUACAGCAGCGAUCACAAGGUACAAUGAACGUGUCUAGCGAUAGCCAAGGCAUAAACGACCACCUCAAGGCUCUGAGAGGAGAGUGCCACAAGGUGUCUGCUGGUAUAUCCAAUCCGGUUACUAGAUAUGGGUUUGAGAACAUGAUGAACACAGCCUUGUUCCAGUUUCAGAAGGACUUCAAGCUAGUCACUCGGGAGACAGCACUUGCUGGACAAAAUCUCCCAUGGUUUCCGUCUCAGCUUCAGCGACCGAAAAGCCGAGAAGAUCUUCGCCGUCUCAAUAUCGAGGGACAAGAACAUACAGUUCAACAUCCAGCAGCUACCUGGGCACUGUACAUGGAGGCACCUGCUGAGCUUAACGAGCCAGAUGACGACGCAGAAGAAAUUACCCCAGAUCAUUUCCAAACCAUAAUCACGUUUCAUCCAUCUCAAUGGCUGCUACGUUUUGGCUUAAGCUUUGGUAUUCAGGUGUUACUGGGGACGUCUAACGAAGGGCUUAAUUGGGGUUUGAAGUCUUAG
This is a messenger RNA of Cadophora gregata, 1005 nucleotides long. RefSeq lists its product as uncharacterized. NCBI's taxonomy places the organism in Eukaryota, Fungi, Ascomycota, Leotiomycetes, Helotiales, Ploettnerulaceae. Bases 1 to 1005 code for a protein of 334 amino acids. The transcript has 2 exons. The record is from RefSeq and is a predicted model, not a curated record.